Misgurnus anguillicaudatus (oriental weatherfish) is the source of this 1799-nucleotide messenger RNA. It is a transcript of the gene paqr3b, whose product is annotated as progestin and adipoQ receptor family member IIIb. The record is from RefSeq and is a predicted model, not a curated record. Gene Ontology annotation, molecular function: signaling receptor activity. Lineage: Eukaryota; Metazoa; Chordata; Actinopteri; Cypriniformes; Cobitidae. Gene Ontology annotation, cellular component: membrane.
UUUUUUAGGUCGCGGGAUUUUGACGUCACCCAUUCAUCUGCCGUAGCCUUUAGCUCGACGGCUAACCACUAGCCAUCAACAUGACGUCCUUAUGUUGUUUUUAAGCUGAAAUGUGAAUAUAUAAUGCUGAAUGGGACAGACGGUUGAUCUAAAUCCUGAGCCACUUAACCUGAGAUGCCAAGAUGAGUAUUCUCAAGAGCACUCAUUACAUUGAGCUGGGCGGCUAUCAGUACUGGCCCGUGCUGGUGCCACGAGGGAUCCGACUGUACACUUAUGAGCAGAUCCCAGUGUUUCUCAAAGAGAAUCCAUACAUCACAGAUGGGUACAGAGCACACCUGCCUUCAAAGCUGUGCCUUAAAAGCAUAUUCAUUCUUUCAAAUGAGACUGUGAACAUCUGGAGUCAUCUGCUUGGGUUCCUCUUGUUCUUUUUGUUGGGGGUGAAUGACAUGGCAACGGUUCUUCCAUCUGCAGGGGCGUCACGAGAGGACUAUGUCAUUUAUUCAAUAGGACUCUUUUGCUUUCAGGUGUGCAUGUUGUGCUCUGUGGGCUACCACUUGUUUUGUUGCCACCGUUCCGAGAAAACGUGUCGCCGCUGGCUUGCCCUGGAUUAUGCUGGAAUAUCUGUGGGAAUUUUGGGAUGUUAUGUGCCUGGAGUCUUCUAUGCCUUCUACUGCAACAGUUUUUGGAGGCAGGUGUAUCUGCUGACGGUACUGGCUUUGAUCUUGGCGGUGUUUGCAGCUCAAAUACAUCCACAUUACCUCACACAAAAGUGGAAGAAACUGCGCUCUGCCAUGUUCUGCUCGGUGGCCGGUUACGGCAUCAUCCCCGCCUGUCAUUGGGUCUGGCUCAAUGGAGGAUUUAAUGCAGAUAUUGUACACGUGUUUUUACCUCGAGUCAUGGUUAUGUAUCUGAUUGCUGCCUCUGCGUUUCUUUUCUACAUCAGUAAAAUCCCAGAACGCUACUUCCCAGGUCAGUUGAACUAUCUUGGUGCCAGUCAUCAGCUCUGGCAUGUGCUGGUGGUGGUUAUGUUCUACUGGUGGCACCAGACCGCCAUCUACAUCAUGAAGUACAGACACAAUCAGCCCUGCACAGUCUACACAAGCAGCGGUUAACACAUAAGUCACAUGACUACGGUUACAAAAUCAUGCUGUUUAAGGUUUAACAAAUGCAUUUGGUUAUUUUGUUGGUGGCAUUAUUUUAAAUUAUGCUUGUACUUGUUGCACACUUGAAUUUUUUCCUCUCAUUUGCCUUCGAACAACGUAUAGGGUUACGUGCAAUGAAAUCACGUUUGUUUUGUGAAAUUGAUUUCCUCUGCUUGAACAAACAUAUUCAAACAUAUGUGUUUUCUUUGCUGGAUAUCUGUUACGAUGAGGUCCUUUGCUUUGUACUGAGCCCUUCAUAUGUGGGAUUAUUUGGGAUUUGAAACUAUAUGCUGUUACAAUAUCACCUCACUUUUUGGAAUGUCUGUUAUUUACUAUCACUGUUUUGUUUUGUGGUUGUUGAAUUGUUUGGUAUAUAAUACUGUUUGUUAUCUUUUUAACGUUUUUUGUUUUAAUAAAAGGAUGAUGUUUGAGGUAUAGUGAGCAUAAGAAAGAUUCAAAUGAGCAAGUAAGCAGUGCUAAAUGUGAAUAAAGGGGGGAAUAAUACUAUACUUGCACUGAAUUGAAUAUGAACAAGUAUUCAGAGUGAAACCGCAGAAAAGAUUUGAUUUUCCAGUGUUUAUGUGCGAUUUUAAUAUUGGAAUGAUAUAAACUGUCUGAAAAUCUGAAUGCUGAAAUAAAAUGCUUUCUUUUGCUAUA